ACCUCCUCAUUAUUUGGUUUUCUAUUCGAACUUAAGAUUGUAAACAAAUGUCAAAAUUUUCACCUUCAAAACUGAAGCACUUGAUGUAACACUGGAUUUUUUUAUGAAUAAAUUUUACAUUCAUUCAAAAAAAAAAAAAAAAAAACAGUCCAUAUUAAAAUAUCUAUAGAACAUCGUCCAUCAUGCUAAUCACCGAAUUUUUCUAGAUACUUUCAACGCAAAGAUUAUUUAUUCUUCUCUCCAAUAUUCGUUUGAGCCUUAUAUACUAAAUUUGGGCCAUUACCGUUGAGCCCAAUUUCCCUUUUUGGUUUGUUUUAUUUUGAUGACGUACGGAGCAAACACACUUUCACCACCUUCUCUUCAAAGUCAAACUUCCAAAUCUUCCCUCAUCAUCUCCUUUUGGUGUGAAACAGAAGGAAUCAAUCUCAUGUAAAACUAUCUGUCUUUUUUUUUUGGGUUUUCUUCAUGGUUACUCUUUGAUUUUGUUAGGGUUGUGAUUGAUUCGAUGGGUAUUUGUAUUAUUGUUAGUUUUGUAGUAAUCAUCACAUACAUCUUUGUUUGAAUCUUGAAAGGUUUUUGAGUCUAUAAGUGGUUUCCAUAUGGAUAGGAUUAGUAAUCUGUCUGAUGAUUUGCUUUUGAAGAUUUUUUCAUCACUUCCUACCAAAGAUGUUGUCGUCACAAUGCUUUUGUCAAAACGCUGGAAGUUUCUUUGGACGAUGGUUCCAAAACUUCGUUUUGACGAUGAGUUUGAGCUUGAUCCUUCCUAUUACGGGAGAUUUCUCAAGUAUGUAGACAAAUCAAUGGUAUUAAAUAGGGCUCAGGUUCUAGAAACUGUGAAGUUCGACGUUGGUCCUUGUUGCAGCUCUGAAGAUAUAGCAACAUGGAUCAGAAUUGGAAUGGUUCGCCAUAUGCGUGAACUUGAAAUAUCCCAUUGUGAAGCAUAUUUCAGGGAACAUAGGUCAAUCAAACUACCAAAGAGUCUUUAUACAUAUGAAAAACUCGAGGUCUUGAAACUCGCUUCUACGGUUGUUCUGAAUGUUCCUAUCGCUGUUUGCUUUCCAUCCUUGAAAUCAUUACACCUUGUGUGUGUAGAGUACAAAACCAAAAAAUCUCAUCGUAGGCUUUUAUCGGGUUGUCCUGUUCUUGAAGAUUUGGUUUUGGACAAAUCUUAUAACAGUUUCCAUGUGCGGUCUUUCUAUGUAGAAAUACCUACUUUACAGAGAUUAUCUAUUCUUGAUACAUCUGGAGAACUGUACGGUGACUUUACGUUUGUGGUCAAUGCCCCGUCUUUGAAGUACUUCAACUUUGUAGAUUUCUAUGGCGACUUGUGUUUGAGAGAUACUAUGCAUGAGGUGGUUGAGGCGAAUAUUAAAGUCAUUUACAAAAACCCCAAGAAGCUAUUAGGACCUCUUAAAUCAGUCAAGCGUCUCUCUUUAUGUUUAUCUGCUUCGACAACGCUUCAUAACCAUAUGGAGUUCUAUCAGCUAGUUCAUUUGGAGUUAUGUGGAGACGCUCUAAUGUGGUGGGAUCUACUUACUUGGAUGCUCGAAAGUUCUCCUAAACUACAAGUUCUCAAGCUUUACAAAUGCGAGUGUGAGGAACACGAUUACUCCGAAGAUCCAAUAGAAGAUCAUUGGGAAGAACCAAGUUCCGUUCCUGAAUGUUUGUUGUUCCAUCUCAAUAUUUUCGAGUGGAAAUAUUACAACGCAGGAGAAGAAGAGAAGAAAGUGGUGGCGUACAUUCUAAAGAACGCAAGACAGUUAAAGACUGCAGCUUUCUCUGCUCCAUAUUUGUAUCCGAAGGAAGAGCGUUCGUGGGAACUCAAUGAGUUGGUUUAUAUGGCUAGAGCUUCAAGCUCAUGUCAGCUUCUGUUGGACUGAGAAAAUAAUGUAGUAGUCUUCUUGCCUUUACAUGUGCUUCAAAGAAAACUAGAAGCAUACAUUGAAGCACAUGUAAAGGCAAGAAGCAUGCUUUUAACUUUGUUAAAAGAUAAAACUUUGUUAAUGAGACAACAAUCUAUUUGUAAUUAGAGGGUUAACUUAACUGAUUUAAUCCUUCUUCGUGUAUAUAUGUUUGGAAAUUUUAGGCCUACAUUGAGAUAAAUGGGCUUAUGAAUUAUGGCCGAAGCCCCCAAAAUAAUUAUGGACUAUUUCCAUCAUAAUAAUGGCUCGUAAUAAGAGAUUUUAAACCGGUAUUAGUGUUGUCCUGUCGUGAUAAUAACACGUCACUAUAUCGGUAUUAUCAUAAUGGUCCUACGAUACGAU
Molecule: messenger RNA, 2264 nt
Organism: Arabidopsis lyrata subsp. lyrata
Lineage: Eukaryota; Viridiplantae; Streptophyta; Magnoliopsida; Brassicales; Brassicaceae
Product: putative FBD-associated F-box protein At3g50710
Exons: 3
Coding region: 600-1880 (426 amino acids)
Molecular function (GO): protein binding
Source: RefSeq, a predicted model, not a curated record